CCACAAGAACCUUCUUUGCCCCUAGGGCCUGGGUCGCCCCAACAGCCUGGCUCACCCCUAGGGCCUGGGUCGCCCCAAGGGCCUUCAUCCCCACAAGAACCUUCUUUGCCCCAAGGGCCCCAACAGCCCCAACAGCCUGGCUCGCCCCUAGGGCCCGGCUUGCCGCAAGGGCCUUCAUUGCCACUAGGGCCUGGGUCACCACAAGGGCCAGGCUCGCCCCAAGAACCUUCAUCCCCACAAGAACCUUCUUUGCCCCUGGGGCCUGGCUCACCCCAAGGGCCCCAACAGCCUGGCUCACCCCAAGAAACUUCAUUGCCCCUAGGGCCUGGGUCGCCCUUAGGGCCCGGCUUGCCGCAAGGGCCUUCAUCCCCACAACAGCCUGGCUUGCCCCUAGGGCCUGGAUCGCCCCAAGAACCUUCAUCCCCGCAAAUUCAUCCAACCCGAGCUCGGCCGCAACGGCCUGCAUGUCCGCAACGGCCUGGAGCGCUCCUAGGGCCCGGCUCACCCCAAGGGCCCCCGUCCCCGCAACAGCCUUCAUCCCCGCAAGGGCCGCAACUACAAACAUUGCCAACGACACAUGGUUGUGGCAUCCCCACAGGAGAGCAGAUGACUUGUGGCCAGUCAGGAAUAUCGUCCUCAGACUGUGAGAUGAUGGGAUGCUGUGUGGAUUCUUCUACAUCUACCUGCUACUACCCAAUGGAUGAGUGCACUGUUGAUCAACACUUUGUGUUCGCCAUUCGUGCCAACUCUGCAUCAAUCCCUGUGGACCCCACCAAGCUUGUUAUUUCUGGGAGUACAAACUGUAAACCAGUCAUUGUCAACGACAAAGUUGCCAUCUUUAAGUUCAAAAAUUCAGAAUGUGGAGUUCAUGCUUAUGUAAGUCAUGCCCUUUGUGUUUAUAUUUUUCCCAGUGCACUUUCCACUUUGUUACUUUUUUAGCAAGUUGGACAGUUGGAAAUUUAAAAGCUUAGUCCUAGAUAAGCUAUAUUCACACUGCAGGCCUUCAUGCUCAAUUCCGACUUAUUGCCCACAUCCGAUUGAGAUUGACUGAACAAUUGGCAAGAUCCUUGAAGGGGAGAUGAUUUUAUUUUCUGCAAUGGGGUUACU
This is a messenger RNA of Micropterus dolomieu (smallmouth bass), 1107 nucleotides long. Its product is annotated as circumsporozoite protein-like. The transcript is spliced from 3 exons. Gene Ontology annotation, biological process: prevention of polyspermy; binding of sperm to zona pellucida. Gene Ontology annotation, molecular function: acrosin binding; structural constituent of egg coat. The record is from RefSeq and is a predicted model, not a curated record. The annotation marks the transcript as partial. Gene Ontology annotation, cellular component: egg coat. Lineage: Eukaryota; Metazoa; Chordata; Actinopteri; Centrarchiformes; Centrarchidae.